Molecule: messenger RNA, 1013 nt
Organism: Wyeomyia smithii (pitcher-plant mosquito)
Lineage: Eukaryota; Metazoa; Arthropoda; Insecta; Diptera; Culicidae
Exons: 3
Coding region: 147-986 (279 amino acids)
Source: RefSeq, a predicted model, not a curated record
UGUGGCGUUUCGAAUUCGCAUAUCCUUGUCAGUGUAUUGAAGAAAAAUAAUAUUUACUAAAUGAUUGUUAUUUGCGAAAAGUUUUCUAGGAAAUAAUAAGUUUUUGCUUCUUUUGAAUUGUCCUGCAGUCAAAAAUCUAAUACAUUAUGGAGGAAGUUGAUGUUGAAAACAUUCCUUCGCAAAAAAGAACGCCUAUCAUAAGAAAACCCGGGGAAGUCGUAUUUUUAAAGCAUAUGCGGCCAGCAAAAGAAUCUACGCCUAUAAUCUUCGAGAAAGAAUUGAUUCAACAAAAUAACAUUGAAGAAGAGAUCACUUUACUCAACGAUAGCGACGAAACGUCUGCAAAACUGGAUAGGAUUGGUGAAAAACUCAAUCAAGUGGAAAAUAAGCUAGAUGAAUUAUUAGCUAGUCUCCAACAACAGGAUGUUGUUUUAAGAACGCUCAAACAAGAUGUGAAACAAAUGCAGAAUGGAAUGAGGGACACAACAACGCAACAAGAGUCAUUCACCAGUGUUACCGAGGGUCAACCAUCAACAAAGCGAAAAAGAAAAUUCAACCGGCUUGUUAGUUUUCCAAUCAGCGACGACUUUUCUCUUUUGCGUCUCGAAGAACAGAUUCUGACAGAUGAAGAAGUGCGCGAGGAAGUGAUCAAUCGGUUUCACGAGGCACCCACGAACAGCGUCUAUGAGUAUCUGCGGAAGAAUAUCGAAUGUCUUCUGCUUAACACUUCCAAAUAUACGUGGACGGGGAAACAAACGAGACCCUCAUCUCCAACACAACAAGCCAACGCGGCCUCCAGUUUGCAGGUAGUCGAAUUGUUACUAACUUGCUGUAUGGAAGUCUUUCCAAAGCAGUCACGAAACUUCAUUGAAAAAGAGUGUCGACGAUCGCUGCAAAAUUUCAACGAUUCAAUGAUAAAUCGAACGAAGCGCCGACAGGAGAAAAUGUCGCGGAAGUUUGAAGUAGAAGCGUUGAGCGAUGAAUAAAACAAUACGAAAUGGAUUUCUGUUAAA